CCUGGACCAAAAGCUCAGACCAGUACAAGGCCCUGAGAGCUGCAGGAGAGGAUGUUGACUUGGCAGGGAAACUAUUGUCUUGCAUUGUAUCUAAAGACUGGCUAACUGAGACUGAAGUUUUGUUCUCAAGGAAGUGGCUUUUUAAAAACAACACCACCACACACACACUCACCAUUGACUUUCCCCAAAGCCCUCCUGCCAACCAUCAGUCCAAUCUAAGUCGGCGAGAUAAGCAAAGAUGUCCAAAGGCGGAGCGCUCCAGAGAAAUAAGUUCACCGUGCGACACCAGAAGCGUUCAAGCGCCAGCGAAACAAACAAGAUGACUCCGGCACAGAUGGCACGCUACUUGGCCUUCGCCGACCCCAGUCAGCCCAAGGUGAAAGAGAUGCUGGCUGCCGUCCUCAUGAAGGACAGGAAUUUGGUGCCAGAAGAGGAAAAGGUGGCGGAACAGAAGAACCUCAUUGGGGUCUUAAAAGCCACCGAGGCUCGGAACCGCCUCCGGAACACGAGGCUCCAGUACCAGAAUCUGAGAGCACAAGAGAUCAACUUCCUGAUCUCCUUCCAGAGGAAUGCUAAAGGUGCUGUGAGGCUUGAGGUCUUCCUCCCACCCAGGAAGAACCUUAGAAAACUAGCAGACUGCAUGAAACACAGUCCCAGCCAUGAAUGUGGGACUCGCAACAUCCUCAUUCCAUUGGUGAUGCAUGUGAAAACUUAUGAGAAGCAGACACUGGCCCCAAUCCCCAUCUGUCACCACGUCCUUGCUUCCUCCUCUGUCAGUUUUGUAUUUUCUGCCUCCCCGUCCAGCAACCAUAUAGCCUGUUACAACUACUAG
Podarcis muralis (Common wall lizard) is the source of this 832-nucleotide messenger RNA. NCBI's taxonomy places the organism in Eukaryota, Metazoa, Chordata, Lepidosauria, Squamata, Lacertidae. The record is from RefSeq and is a predicted model, not a curated record.